AUGUUGGAAGGAAGAAUGUUUCAAAAUCUACCAUAUUCAUUUCUAAAAAAAGUACCACACGAUCUAAAUGCCACCCUUUUCACGUUUCUUUCGUUCUUCAUCAGCAUGUUGCUGGUGUUCAAGUUCAAAGUUAGAAGAAACAAAUUAAAUCUACCUCCAUCCCCACCUAGAUUGCCAAUAAUUGGCAACUACCUUCAACUAGGAACACUCCCUCAUCGAUCUUUUCAAUCCCUCUCACAAAAGUAUGGUCCUCUAAUCAUGUUGCACCUUGGUCAGCUUCCUGUGUUGGUGGUUUCCUCAGUACAUAUGGCUAAGGAAGUUAUGCAAACACAUGACACUGUUUUUGCGAGCCGACCAUGCAUGACAUCAACAAAAAACUUACUCUAUGGAUGUAAGGACAUUGCGUUUGCAUCUUAUGGUGAUACAUGGAGACAGAAGAGGAAACUGUGUGUGAUUGAAUUGUUGAGUCAGAAAAGGGUGCAAUCAAUACAGUUUAUUAGAGAAGAGGAAGCUGCAUCAUUGGUUGAUAAGAUACGUAAAGCUAUGAGUUUGAGUAAUGGUUGUUACGGUGUGAACCUUGGCGAGAUGUUGCUAGAAACUGCAAACAACAUAAUCUGUAGGUGUAUAUUUGGAAGGAAGUAUGAUGGUGAUGGUUGCAGAUUUGGAGAACUUGGCAGGAGGAUAAUGGCUCAAGUUUUAGAUCUUAGUAUAGGAGAUUUGUUUCCUUUGUUGGGUUGGGUUGAUGUUCUCACUGGCCAAAUUAAAAAUUUUAAGGCCACUUUUGAAGAAAUGAAUGAUUUCUUUGAUAGUGUAAUUGUCGAGCAUAAGAUGGCUACGAGGGACCCCAACAAGAAAGAUUUCCUCGACAUUCUCCUUCAACUUCAGGAUGAUGGUCGUUCAGAGUUAGACCUCACACAGAAUGACUUAAAAGCACUGUUAAUGGACAUGUUUUUAGCAGGAAGUGACACAACUUCAACUACAGUAGAAUGGGCUAUGGCAGAGCUUGUAAAAAAUCCAGCCAUAAUGAAGAAAGCACAGGAGGAGGUAAGGAGAAUUGUAGGGAAUAAAUCAAAAAUAGAGGAUAGUGAUGUCAAUCAAAUGGAGUACAUGAUAUGUGUAAUUAAAGAAACUUUGAGGAUGCAUCCAGCUGCUCCUCUUUUGGCUCCUAGAAAAACAACAUCUAGUGUUAAACUCGGUGGGUAUGAUAUUCCUGAUAAAACAAUGGUAUAUGUCAACACAUGGGCAAUCCAUAGGGACCCUGAAUUUUGGGAAAUGCCAGAAGAGUUUCUACCUGAGAGAUUUGAAAACAACAAAGUUGAUUUCAAUGGUCAAAACUUUCAAUUUAUCCCGUUCGGUUCUGGGAGAAGAAAAUGCCCUGGUAUGGCGUUUGGGCUUGCUUCCACCGAGUAUAUGCUUGCUAAUCUUUUGUAUUGGUUUGAUUGGAAGCUAGCUCCAAAUGGCGAAUCUCUUCAAGACAUAGACAUGACUGAGAAAUUUGGGAUCACAGUCAACAAGAAAGUUCCUCUGUGUCUCCAACCAAUAGCAUACAAUAAUUUCGAAGAAUAA
Medicago truncatula (barrel medic) is the source of this 1566-nucleotide messenger RNA. Its product is annotated as cytochrome P450 71A1. The record is from RefSeq and is a predicted model, not a curated record. NCBI's taxonomy places the organism in Eukaryota, Viridiplantae, Streptophyta, Magnoliopsida, Fabales, Fabaceae. Bases 1 to 1566 code for a protein of 521 amino acids. Gene Ontology annotation, molecular function: heme binding; monooxygenase activity; iron ion binding. The transcript is spliced from 2 exons.